Molecule: messenger RNA, 1991 nt
Organism: Labrus mixtus (cuckoo wrasse)
Lineage: Eukaryota; Metazoa; Chordata; Actinopteri; Labriformes; Labridae
Product: adhesion G-protein coupled receptor G5-like
Exons: 13
Coding region: 297-1733 (478 amino acids)
Biological process (GO): adenylate cyclase-activating G protein-coupled receptor signaling pathway; cell surface receptor signaling pathway
Cellular component (GO): membrane
Molecular function (GO): G protein-coupled receptor activity
Source: RefSeq, a predicted model, not a curated record
GUCGGGAGAGUCAUCAAACUUUACGUGAUGAUGGUCAGAGUCAAGGAAGGGGUGACGGUCAUCCAAAUCCAGAUUCAGGUGGGCAUAUAAAUCAAGGUUUAGGUAAGAAUCCAAAAUUAGAUCAGUCUCAAGAGCCAGAUUCUGGUCGGGAUAAAAGUCCGGGUUCAGGAAGCAACAAAAGUUUCAGUCCAAAUGGGACUGGACGUCCAAGACAAGAUAAAAACAGCAGACCAGUAAAUCGUCAGAAUCGUUGUCAAAGAACAGAGACAGCAGGGAUUAAGGAGGCCAGAACGUGUAUGGAGAAUGUCAACAAGAUUUUGAGAAAUGGAAACCGCCAGGACACCAUCGAAGCCAUGGAGAGCCUGGAACAGGUUCUACAAGCAACGGAGGUGAACGAGACGUCAUCCAUGUCUCUCAACAAUGUGGUCGUGUUCCUGCACAGACCUAGAGGAUCCUUUGCAGGUCUUCAGAUUUCUGCGAGUGACAGUGAGGCCACAUCAGAUAAGACCGUCACCAACAGCAGAGUGAGUGUUCACCUGCCCAGCGAGAUUAAUGUUGGAUUAAACACGGUGGUGUUCUUGAUGCUUACGUUGCCUGGAACAAACAAGACCUCGGAGGUUUUAUUUGAGAACAGACUGGUUGGCCUGAGUGUGAGUGGAAGGAAUAUUUCCGGACUGCAGGACCGAGUCAACAUCACCAUGAAUAUGAAUUCUGCUGCCAUGAAUGAGACCCAAAAGCCCAGCUGUGUGUUCUUAGACUUUUCAACACAGAACUACAGCACAGACGGCUGCGACACCAUGUGGAAGCCUGGUCAGAGUCACAUCACCUGCUCCUGCGACCACCUCACAUACUUCGGCGUGCUCCUGGUGUCAGCUGACCUCCCGCCUGAGCACCUGGAGAUCCUGUCGUACAUCUCUCUGAUUGGCUGCAGUCUGUCUCUUCUCGUCCUAGUCCUCACCGUUCUGCUCUUCAUGUCUAAAAGGAAAGUCAGAGCAGACGUCUCCAUGAAGGUCCACAUCAACCUCACUGUUGCUCUGAUCCUCCUCAACGUGCACUUCCUGCCCAGCCAGACGGUGGCAGCACUGUCCUCCCCUGGUCUGUGUCUCUACAUUGCCCUCGCUAUUCAUUACUCCCUGCUGGCCACGUUCAGCUGGAUGGCCCUGGAGGGGUUUCACCUGUACCUCCUGCUGGUCCGAGUCUUCAACAUCUACAUGAGGCGAUACAUGCUCAAGCUCAGCGUGGUGGGAUGGGGUGUACCUGCAGUCAUCGUGUCCCUGGUGGUCGUCAUAGACAGAGACACGUAUGGUACUGUCCCUCUGGACUCCUCAAAACCAAACAGCACUGAAAUAUGCUACAUAGUCGAUCACACGGUGAAGAUGGUGACCACAGUGGGAGUGUUCAGCCUGGUUUUCCUCUAUAACCUGAUCAUGUUAGGAGUGACGAUCAGACGUGUUGUGAGUCUCCGCAGGAGAAAACAGUCUGGACACAUUGACCAUGAAACAGCCAAGAGAGACAUCUGCACCCUGCUGGGAGUCACCGCUCUGCUCGGCGUCCCCUGGGGUCUGGUCUUCUUCUCUUUUGGUUACCUGACUGUUCCCGGCCUCUACGUCUUCUGCAUCCUGAACUCACUGCAAGGUGUCUUCAUCUUCAUCUGGUUCCUGAUGUCUUUGAGAAAAAUCGGAAACUCAGCUGCAAAAACAAGCAGUAUCAAAACACAGAGCUCCAACAGUUAAACGCUAACACCUGGACGUGUGUGUGUGUGUGUGUGUGUGUGUGUGUGUGUGUGUGUGUGUGUGUGUGUGUGUGUGUGUGUGUGCGUGUGGUAAGGAGAUUGUGAAAAGAUGAGAACUCUUAAGUUUGCUGUGUUAAUUUUGACUUUACAUCAUGAUGCUUUCAUGUGGCCUUCAAAAAUGUAGCAAACAUGCUAGCUGGCGCUAACUCAUGCUAGCUGAUGUGAGUGACUCUGACAUUAAAGGGGAAAUGUUUUAUUA